Messenger RNA from Tilletiaria anomala UBC 951, 1094 nucleotides. Its product is annotated as putative PRE2-20S core proteasome subunit. Gene Ontology annotation, molecular function: threonine-type endopeptidase activity. Bases 100 to 1038 code for a protein of 312 amino acids. The record is from RefSeq and is a predicted model, not a curated record. Lineage: Eukaryota; Fungi; Basidiomycota; Exobasidiomycetes; Georgefischeriales; Tilletiariaceae. Gene Ontology annotation, cellular component: proteasome core complex. The transcript is spliced from 7 exons.
CCUCAACCGAAAGCUCAUCGGAGGACAUCGUUUUGGGAUCCAACCAGGAUAAACGGAGCGCUUGAAUAAGUUGAAAGGUGUCUCACGCCUGCCAUCGCCAUGAACGCAAUCCUCAACCAGCUGGCGCCCCAAAGCGCUUCCUUGCACCGCCAGCCAGAGCUUCUGUCCGGACCAGAAGCCACACAAAGCUUCAGCAUUCCAGCCCACGACCCUGCCGGCUUCUUGGCACAGUACACAGAUGUCGACUCUUCGAACGCUAACGCAAGGAUCAAGAUGCAGCACGGUACGACAACCCUCGCUUUUCGCUUUCAAGGUGGUAUAAUUGUUGCAGUUGAUUCGCGAGCUACAGCAGGGUCUUACAUUGCGUCUGGCUCGGUCAAAAAGGUUAUCGAGAUCAACCCCUACCUUCUCGGCACGAUGGCGGGGGGUGCGGCUGAUUGCUACUAUUGGGAGAAAUACCUCGGCACGCAAUGUCGUCUGCAUGAGCUUAGGAACAAGGAGCGGAUCUCUGUUGCAGCCGCUUCCAAGUACCUCAGCAAUCUGGUCUAUGGCUACAAGGGGAUGGGACUGAGCAUGGGCACCAUGAUUUGCGGAUGGGACAAGACGGGCCCUGCGCUAUUUUAUGUCGAUUCAGAUGGGUCGCGACUGAAGGGAGACGUCUUUUCAGUUGGCUCAGGCUCCACAUUUGCGUACGGAGUCCUUGACCAGGGUUACCAUUGGGACCUGAGUGUUGAGGAAGCCCAGGAGUUGGCUAGACGAAGCAUUUAUGCUGCAACCCACAGAGACGCGUACUCUGGUAACACUAUCAACGUAUACCACGUCAAGGAGAGUGGCUGGGAGUUCAUCGCGAACUACAAUGCCACCGAGCUUCAUUAUAAUGGGUCAGGAGACGCACCUGGCUCGACAGGCGAACCUUAUGGCUGGGACGCAAGGACACAGGACAAGUCUUCCACCAUUGAGCUUCCCAUUCCCCACCAGGGCGCAGCAUUGACCAACGAGAAAACCCUCACUGCCCAGACCCAGCCUCAGCAGGCGUGAAUAUGACGUGCCAUGUAUUUUAAACUGCACAAUAGGUGAUGUCCAUCAUAUCUCGG